CAUGAGUACCAAAACGUGUACCGUAAGUCCAAACAUCAAAGUGGCUCAAUUGAAAUAACAGAUCGCCCAACUUACUGAUAUUCGAGAAGAAGAUCAGACAUUGAUCCUAAAUGAACACACACUUGAAGAUGAUCGGCAUCUUUUCAGUUACAACCCAGAAGAUUGCCAAUUCAUUUAUGUGAAUAGAGAAAAUCAAGCAGUUGAAGAAGAAGCUCCUGAAACAGAGGUUUUAGAAGUUCAAAAAGGCUACAAUCGUAUGAAAGGAUAUGAGAAAUUGGGGAUUGUUCAUGAAGAUUCGGAAGAAGAAGAUGAGAGUCGAAAGAAAUCUGUAGGAAUGCUAAAAUCCUAAAUGGAAAUUGCUUCUGAAUUCAUCAAGGUUAGUAUUAUUUAUCAUUUUAUCAGCUAGUCAAGUGCAAUGACAUCCCUGCAGUUAAGGCAAUGGUUAGUAAUCAUAAAAGUCCAUCUUUCGAUAUUAUUAACGACAGAUAAUAUUGUGGAUUUAGUGGAUUCCACUAUGCUAACCAAUAUGGUCAUGAAGAACUGGUUGUCUAUCUUCUUGAGGAAGGGGCUGAUAUUAAUUUCUGUACCAAAGAUAGACAAUCCCCUCUUCAAUUAGCUUUAAAAAACUCGAAAAUUGAAUGUGCUAAAAUUCUUCUUAGCAAAUAAGUCUGCGAUGUGAAUUAUUGUGCUUAAGGCAAAAGUGCCUUACAAUUGGCAGUUUAAAAAGGUGAAUUGGAUAUAGUAGAACUCAUUCUCAAACACCCUUAAUUUGAUCCUCAGGCAGUAGAUUUGAGUGAAAUCAAAGGAGAUUAACAUGCUACUUAAUUAGUGACCUACCAUUGUUAAUAGAAAUUGAACAAGGCACAAGAAGUAGUUAAACCAAAAGCUUAAAAGGGAUACAUCAAAAAAGUAAAUGUGAUGAAGUUUUUUCAUUAUAAGCGUUACUUAACAUUAGAUCCAGAGGCAGGUACUCUUUGUAGAUAUAAAACUGAAAGUGACUGUCCACUUAAUCCAAUAGAGACGAUUGCAUUAUCAAACAUAGUUACAGUUUGGAAUCCAAAGAGGGAAUGGUAUAUGAAGAGUGAUCACGAAUACUUGAGUGUAAUUAAAAUUGGUUUUAGUAUUUUAGGUUUCUUUUAAAAAGAGUGGAGUUGAGAUAUUGUUGUUUUGUUCAAAAAGUAAAAGUACUAUAUUGAGUUGGAAGAAGAGCCUUGAAGACUCAAUUUUGUAUUACAAAGAAACUGAAAGGAAGAUAGCUUAAUUAUCAAUAUAAGGAGACAUAAUGGCAUUGAAUCAAUACAUAGGAAAUGGUGGUGGAUAAUUUAACAUAAUAGCAGAUUCUCGAUGCUAAUCAUUGAAUGAUUAAGCUGCAUAAAAUUUGAAAGUGGAAGCUUAAUAAGUUUAAGAUCAAUUAUAAUAAUUGUAAUAAUAAUAAUAAUAAUAAUAAUAAUAAUAACAAUAAUAAUAAUAACAACAAUAAUAAUCUGCUGUCAAGAAUCAUUCUCCAGUAGAAGGAAAUCAUGGAAAUGAGUAAUACAAACAAUACUUAAUAAAUUAUACUAUUAUCAAACAGAUUGGAUAAGGAGCAUUUGGUAAAGUAUUUUUAGUAAAGUAUAAUCCAACUAAUUAAGUUUAUGCUAUGAAAUAAUUAAACAAGAGAAAAUUGUUGUAAAAGAAAUAAGUGAAAUUUGCAGUUACUGAAUGCGAUAUUUUAAAAUAAGUAGAUUCACCUUACAUUGUAAAUUUAUUUCAAUCUUUUUAAACCCUCAAUAAUCUCUAUCUAGUGAUGGAUUAUUGUGGUGGAGGUGAUUUAUCAUUUCAUCUGUAUAAACACAAGACUUUUAAUGAAGCUACAUGUAAGAUCAUUAUUAGGUAAUUGAUGAAGGCAGUAGAAUAUUUACAUAGCAAAGAUAUCAUUUAUAGAGAUUUAAAACCUGAAAAUGUUCUCAUAGACAAUGAUAGUAAAAUUAAAUUAGUUGAUUUUGGACUUUCUAAACAAACUGAAAUUGGAAAGGCUAGAACAUUUUGUGGUUCUCCUGCUUAUCUUGCUCCAGAAGUACUUUCAUAGAAGGGAGCAGUACAAGCAACAGAUGUUUAUGGAAUAGGAACAGUAUUGUAUGAGUUACUUAUUGGAGAACCUCCAUAUUUUAGUGAGGAUUUGGAUACUUUAUAUAAUAAUAUCAGAAAUGAUAAUUUAGAGAUCCCAACUCGGUUGAGCAAACCAUGUCAAUCUUUAUUAUAGAGUUUAUUGUAGAAGGAGGCCAAUAAGAGGAUUGGAUGUAAGAUUCCAUCCUAAGUCAAUUGGAGUAUUAUUAAAUAACACGAAUGGUUGGAUUGGGAUAAUCCUUAGGAAAAAGUGAAUUUUGGUUUAACUUAAGAGAACUUGGCUAACGUUGUUAAGAAUUAUACUCAUGUAAAUUAUAGAUUGAGGUUAUGUAGAAUUUAGGAGAUACCGAUUACACAGACGAAAAUUAUAAAUUAAAUAGAAUAGUAGGAUGGACUUUUGUUAGGGUUGUUUGAUU
Paramecium pentaurelia is the source of this 2522-nucleotide messenger RNA. The record is from the annotation of a GenBank genome assembly. NCBI's taxonomy places the organism in Eukaryota, Ciliophora, Oligohymenophorea, Peniculida, Parameciidae.